GAUAAUAAAAUAUUGCUUUUAGGUAAAGUGACUCAGAUCCAUGAGAACUUUGGCUUGGUUGAUGAAGAGGUGAUAUUUCAGAUGAGUGCAUGUGUGAAGGGAUCGAAUCCUGUAGUGGGUGAUCGAGUUCUAGUGGAAGCAUCAUAUACCCCCAACAUGCAUUUCAAGUGGAAUGCUACUAGGAUCCAGGUGCUAUCAGUGAAAGCUACUAGCCCUACCAGCAGCAGCGGCCAGUCAUCCUCCGUAUCCGGUUACAACGGCUCAUCAGGUGGGUACAACGCGGUACCUCCACCGCCGCCGCCCUCGGAGGCCUCGGGGUACGGCAGGAGCGAUAACGGUGCAGGAAGUGGAUACUCCAGGCCGGACAACUUUAGCAGAGGCGGAGGAGACAGCUAUGGGGGCAGGGACUUUGCCAGGCCGGAUAGUUUUUCCAGACCUGAAAGGUUUGGCAGAUCUGACAACUCAAACUACGGCCGAAACGACAAUUUCGGGCGAGAUGCCAGACAGAAAGCGACGUCAGGUCGCGGUAGGGAACGCUCCAGGGAGAAGGACAAAGAAGACGAUGAGAUCGAGAGGAAACGUAGGCGAGAGGAAAGAUUAAGAGAGAGGGAGAAGGAGGAGAAAAAGGCAUCGCCUGUCAGAAAGAGAUCUCGCUCGCCGAAGGCCAGAAGGCGCUCCAGGGUCGUGCCUAGAUAUAUGGUGCAAAUACCUAAAAUUGCAUUAGAUCUCGCCAAUGCUGACGUUUUGGAGCUACGUAGACGCUAUAGUAAUCUGUAUAUUCCGUCCGAUUUCUUCUUCACAAGCACGAAAUGGGUAGAUUCUUUCCCUCCCGACAAACCAUUCGCCCUGAACAAGUCAUGCUCUUUCCAUGUUAUGGGCAAGGAUAUAGAACCUGUGACAGAAAACACUGCCGUGCUGGAGCCGCCGGAUGCUGAUUACUCCUUUUCAGCAAAGGUUAUGUUAAUGAGUGUACCCGGUAUGGACGAGUUGUAUCAAAAGUGCUGCGGAGUCCUGGAAGACAAAGAAAAACGUGACAAAGACAGGGACAGUGAGGAACGCGAUUACAUCCACCCGACAAGGCUGAUCAACUUCUUGGUUGGAUUGCGAGGUAAAAACGAGACAAUGGCUAUUGGUGGACCGUGGAGUCCGUCUUUGGACGGUGCUAAUCCAGACAAGGAUCCAGCCGUACUUAUAAAAACUGCUAUCAGGACAUGCAAAGCACUCACAGGGGUUGAUCUGUCUAACUGUACACAGUGGUACCGUUUUGUGGAGCUGUAUUACCGUCGCGGCACCGGCGAGCACAAGGGCAAGCCUUCAUCGGCACGGGUCGAGACAGUUGUGCUGUUCCUACCGGACAUAUGGAGUUGCUUACCGACCAGAUUGGAGUGGGACAACCUGCAGGCGAGCUACAGACGGCGUUGGGAGGGCCUGAACAGCCCUGCUAGCGAUGAGGCAACUGCUACUGCGGAUGCAUGUGGUGGUAAAAAGGAAGACAAGGACGAUAACCAGUCAGGCAACGAGGAGAACGACGAAAAGGACAAGUUAGAACCAGUACAUUUCUCCCAGUUGGACCCAAAGUCGAUGUCAGUAGGUGACCUGAGAACACAGCUCAAAUCACGUGGCGCUCCGCACAAGGGCCUGAAGUCGCAGCUGGUGGCAAGGUUAACAAAGCUGCUGAAACUCGAGGAAGAAACUGAGGCGCUGAAAAAGGAGGAUUCUGGUAAUGAGAAUGACGAGCCGGAAGACGAAACUGAGAUCUUGCUCAAGAGCGCAAAGGAAGACAAGGAAAAGGAUAAGAAGUCGGAUAAGUCCGAGGCUGAAAUAAAGAAGUUGGAUGAACGUGCGCUAGCUCUGCUAGAAAAACGUUACUCAUUACCAGACGAACAGCACAUCGUAGUCCAUCCUUCUAAAACUGCCAAAUCAGGAAAGUUCGAUUGUACAGUCAUGUCACUGUCCCUCCUCUUAGAUUACAGACCUGAAGACACCAAGGAACACUCCUUCGAGGUUUCUUUAUUUGCGGAAUUAUUCAACGAAAUGCUUAUUCGAGAUUUUGGAUUCAAUAUUUACAAGGCUUUGACAGUUUUACCUGAUAAGCCCAAAGAAGAUAAAGACAAGAAGGAAGAAAAAAAGGACAAAGACGAAAAGAAGGACGAUAAAAAAGAGAACGAUAAGAAAAAGGAUGACGAUAAGAAAAAAGACGAUGACAAGAAAAAGGAUGCUGAGAAAAAGAAAACAUCUGACAGCAAGGAAAAAUCAGAAACUAAAGACGACAAGAAGGAUUCAAGAAGGGACGAACAAGAAAAUAGCGAUGAUAACGACGAUGACAAUGAUGAUAAGGAUAGAAAAAGGGACAAAGACAAAAAGAAAAAAGUCAAGCUCGUGACUAAAGAUAAGCACUUGUUACUGUCUUUCAUCUACUUUGAUCAGUCUCACUGUGGCUAUAUCUUCGAUAAAGAUAUUGAAGAACUUCUGUACACACUGGGCGUUCAACUGUCUAGAGCGCAAGUAAAAAAAUUGGUCAGUAAAGUGGUCACAAGGGACUCUUUACAUUACAGAAAGCUGACCGAUAAGCCGAAGGAUGAAGAAGCUAUAACUAUGGUAGCAGAAAUCAAUUUACGUGAGCUAGCUGUAGGAAAUAAGGCGCUGUUGCCUGUGUUCAAAGAUAACGAAUCUACCAAUAAGCCUAGUGAUGCCAAUAAAGAAAUGGAUAAUCAAGAAGGCCGUUUUGUAAUGUUCAAUGGCUCAUUGGUUGAUGUUGGAAAUUUGAUGGCCCAGUUAGAAAGAAGUGAAAAGGCGAGAUUGGACACAGAAUCUAGGAUGGUGGACUUGAAGAGCGAUAAUCAAAGGUUGCAAGAUAAAUACAGCAAAUCCAGUUCGACGAUAAAGCAUUUGAAUUCAGAGCUGAAAGAGUAUAAAGAUAAAGUUCGAAAUACCGAAGACAUGCUAAGCAAGAUUUCAUCUAAUUCUAAAGUUUUCUACACAACUUUGGUCGAGAUCCGGGAUAAAGUAGAGCCAGUUUUAAGGAGCUCAUCGACCAAGGAGGAGAGUUACAAGAAGGAGAAGGAAGAAAAAGACAAGAAACACGAUGAUGCAAAGUCACGAUGGGAGAGAGAAAGGGAAAAAGAGAGUAAAGAAGCUGAAAUAAAAAAGGAGAGCGAUACUAAAGAAGAACCUACCACUUGCAAGCUGGAAAUGAAGUCAGAUAAAACAGGUGAUGGUCCGACAAGAGAUAAUUGACGUAUUUAGUUUAGUUCACUCUUAAUUGGGUUAAUCUGUGUAUUUUGUUUUGAAUAUGGUAUUUGUAUGAGUAAUUUGUAGGUAAUAACUUGCAAAGGUUUCCUAAUUGAUUAGGCUUUGAAGUAACUUUGGAAUAAACAGUUACUGUUUUUAUUUACAUAUAUAAAGAAAAUAUAUAUGUAUAUAGAACUGUGCAUGUUGUGUUGUUGAAUAUCAAAUACAUACUUCAC
This is a messenger RNA of Acanthoscelides obtectus, 3467 nucleotides long. Lineage: Eukaryota; Metazoa; Arthropoda; Insecta; Coleoptera; Chrysomelidae. The record is from the annotation of a GenBank genome assembly.